CUCAUGAAGUCUUCUUCCACCGGCCGGUUUCCUUCCCACUGAAUUUUCAACCGGAUCAGCUGUUGGAGCUCGGAAAGAGGAACAGAAUGCCACAGUCAGACACGGGCGGUGUGAAGGCUUUCCCCAUUGAGGGACCCUUCAAGAAUGAACGGACACGUUUAGCAGGCAUGACAGAUGCCGAUAGAGCUUAUCGCAAACAGUGGCUAAAGGAUCAGAUUCUGUCUCCAAAUGAACCUCGUACAGUGCCAGGGUUCUAUGAAGCUCGUUACAACCCCAUUCGUCGGUUCUACAGGUGGCCUCUGGACACCCUCUUCAAGCCUCUUGUUUCCGUGAUGGGUCUUCAGAGAGCUGCAAAAUACCGUUGGUUUACUGGAAAGUUUGCUAUGGCAGGUGGUGCUGCAUUGCUUACAUACUACUACUUCAAGUAUAAUGCAAACGACUGGACCCGCAAGGGAGGCUGGCGAGUCCUGGAAGCCCGCCCAAUCAUCACCCCAGCUGAUUCAAGAUACCCAAUGGUCUCUGACAGGAAGGAAGCAUCCGAUUAUGCUGCAAGAGGCUUCAAGUCUAGCCCUAUUUAAACCUCUUUCAAGAAUAUUUGAAUGGUAGAACAUUGGUUUAGAUUGCAGGUGAAAACAUCAUAAGUUUAAAUUUUCAGUGUCUGACGAGUGGAAACUGAUAUUUUACAUUUGAGACUAGAUAUUGAGAAUAAUAUUUAUAACAAGGAGUGAAAAUUGUCCCUCUUAUAACCUGUAUAGGGAAACAAAGGGAAUAAAAAGUCCUGGAAUGGAUUUGAUUAACCAUUUUGUUAGGGUGUUUCAUUUCCUUGGCUCUGUGUAAAUAAUGAGAAUAUGUUCAUAAUGUGUAAUAAAUAAUUUUGAAUUUA
Penaeus vannamei (Pacific white shrimp) is the source of this 883-nucleotide messenger RNA. The record is from RefSeq and is a predicted model, not a curated record. Lineage: Eukaryota; Metazoa; Arthropoda; Malacostraca; Decapoda; Penaeidae.